Molecule: messenger RNA, 646 nt
Organism: Manduca sexta (tobacco hornworm)
Lineage: Eukaryota; Metazoa; Arthropoda; Insecta; Lepidoptera; Sphingidae
Exons: 3
Coding region: 184-612 (142 amino acids)
Source: RefSeq, a predicted model, not a curated record
UUGGCCCCUUAAACGCACUUCUAAAUUCAUGCCUGUUCACCAAUAUAAUUGAAAUAAUUUAGCAAAAAUAUAGUAAAUCUUUUGUUUUGAGAAAUUUUUCUUUAGCAUUGUUAACAUGUGAUUAGAAAAUAAUUAUAAAAUGGCGACAAUAUUUAGUGUUUUGUGUUCUACUAAAUACGAGCUAUGGACGACAUCUCUUUUUAUUUUACUUUAUACAAGAAGAUGGUGGAACAUGUCAAGAGACCGAUGGAAUCCAAGGCAGAUUCAGUCUUCGCCACAUUGAAGAGAACAGAGCUGAUACAGAAGUUGUAUUUCGAAAUAUUCCAUCUUGUUAACAUGGCUCACGAAAUACCAAAGAAAUAUAGUUACAUGGAGGAAUUCCGAGAGAUGCUAACACAAGUUGACCUGGAUGAGCUCCUGCGCCACGAGCAGUGGAUCAAAGACAACGAGAGGCAGAGGAAGUUAAACAUGAAGUUUGAAAAGAAGAGAAUGCAGCAGAUGAGAGAGCUGUUUCUAAAGGCGAAGAUCAAGUCAUAUUCUCCUGUGCAGCAGAAGAAGUAUAAUAAAUGGUGGCCCAUUGACUAUGGAUGGGAAAUUGAUUAUUACUGGUGAAUUUUGGUUUUAAUAAAGUUAUUAUGUAUAGUGC